AUAGGUCGCUUCGUGCCUUACACACCGAAAACAAACCUUCACGAGAUUUGACGUAAUUAAAGAAAAAUAUAAAUCUUGUUUUUUUUUUUUUUUUCAACGGUGAAGAGUGGAUAAAGGGGUAGAAUCGGAUUUCUGUGGUAUUUAUUUACUGAUUUGUUCAUUAAGACCUGCGUCUAAGCUCUUGCUCCUGGAAUCUUGGGUUAGGGUUUGCAUCAUUUCUUCUUGUGCUUUCUCAGUUAUAGGCUUACUUGCGAAUUUCUGUUAUGCGUUCUGAGCCAGAAGAGUGAUUGUGUCUUUAGUUCGUAUUGGACUGUAUGCUUUGGAAGUUAUGAAAUAUUCUCUUUUAUGUAGUGGUACUGUUGUGUUCUCUGUAAGAGACUCGUUCAAGCAAAACUGUUUUGCUUAAGUAGAUAAGAUGCCACCUACUUAUUUUGCAAGACUCAGAACUGCUGCUAAGAACGGAAUCCAGAGACCAUUAAUUGGUCAAGAAGGCAGGUACCAGGACUCGCUUGAAGUUUUAAUUGAGCAAGGAAAGUUUGGGCUAUGCAGUAAUAGGCUAUUUCAUUCUUCACAACUUGUGGCACAUACAGACUCGAAACUACUUUUGCGACCUGGAACUGUUUUUGCUGCGACAGAUUUGCUUUUAUUUAAUCAAAGAAAGAACCUUGCUGUUGUUGGAGCACUUUCCCGCCCAUUCUCGGUUCCUUCUGUGUCUGGCCCGACAUUUCAGGUCUGUGGUUAUCACGUUGAUCGCGCUCUCUCUGAGUCUUGUCAAUUAUCAGUAAGCAGCAAGUUUCAGGGUAAACCAAUGGCAGGCUGUGGUUCUAAAGCUCUGCUGGGUGAAGUAUGUUUAGAUAGUUUUUAUUCAAGGUGUGCAAAUCCUUCAUUAUUUAAAAGCAAUGCUGGUACAGUUUCUAGAAAUACAUUAAGUUUGUAUAGAUGCAGAAAAACUAGCAUGAGCUUGAAAAGCCAAGAGCAGCCUGGAAAUUAUUCUGUUUAUGGAUAUUUAAUGUACAAUGCUGCCAAAAGAUGGGUGAAUGUUUGGCCAUACACAGAGUCAGGAUUGAGAUAUUUUCAUAUCUCAUCUUCUACAUGCUUUUCUGCUGGAACUGCCCCUGAUGUGUCAUUUGACAACUCUGCCCGUGAAGAGCAGGUCGCAAGUUCUAUAGAAUCGUCAGAACAGAAGAUACCAGCUGGCAAAACCCUGAAGCUACUGUCAGGAUCCUGUUACCUCCCUCAUCCUGAUAAAGAAGAAACUGGUGGGGAGGAUGCACACUUUAUUUGUGUGGCCGAACAAGCAGUGGGUGUGGCAGAUGGUGUUGGUGGCUGGGCAGAUCUCGGUGUUGAUGCUGGGAAAUACUCUCGGGAACUUAUGUCGAAUUCUGUGACUGCAAUUGAACAUGAGCCAAAGGGUUUAGUUGAUCCAGCAAGGGUCUUGGAGAAAGCUUACUCCAGCACAAAGUCCAAAGGUUCGUCAACAGCAUGUAUCAUAGCACUGACAGACCAGGGUCUUCACGCAAUUAAUUUGGGAGACAGUGGCUUUAUGGUGGUUCGAGACGGAUGCACUGUAUUUCGAUCCCCUGUCCAGCAGCAUGGUUUUAACUUCACCUAUCAACUCGAGAGUGGAAAUAAUGCUGAUUUACCUAGCUCUGGUCAGGUUUUUACAAUUCCUGUUGCUCCUGGGGACGUUAUAAUUGCUGGAACAGAUGGCUUGUUUGAUAACUUGUACAACAAUGAGAUUACUGCAGUUGUGGUUCAUGCCAUGAGAGCUGGCUUGGGACCUCAGGUGACAGCACAGAAGAUAGCAGCAUUGGCACGUCAACGGGCACAGGAUAAGGACCGGCAAACACCUUUUUCCACUGCUGCACAAGAUGCUGGAUUCCGCUAUUAUGGUGGCAAGCUGGAUGACAUCACUGUUGUUGUUUCAUACAUUACUGGUUCUGAUGAGGAGAAGAAGUCGUCUUAAGGACUAAUUUUCCUGAGUAAUCCUGUUAGUAACCAAUUUUGUCAUUAGGGAAUCAAAUAUUACUCGUGUACGUACGUACAUUGGUGGAUUGUGCAGCCUCUGUUUUAGUCAGUGCUUUUCAUGUGGUGGUUGAGGUGCUGUAUUGAGAUCUUGGAGGGGGAGAUUAUAUCUAGAUAUGUUUUACACGUUCAAACCACAACUGUCUGAUUUGUAAAUAAAUAUUCCUUGUUUUCUU
This is a messenger RNA of Carica papaya (papaya), 2201 nucleotides long. RefSeq names its product Protein phosphatase 2C family protein. Gene Ontology annotation, biological process: protein dephosphorylation. The record is from RefSeq and is a predicted model, not a curated record. NCBI's taxonomy places the organism in Eukaryota, Viridiplantae, Streptophyta, Magnoliopsida, Brassicales, Caricaceae. Gene Ontology annotation, cellular component: chloroplast. Gene Ontology annotation, molecular function: protein serine/threonine phosphatase activity.